Messenger RNA from Closterium sp. NIES-67, 626 nucleotides. Lineage: Eukaryota; Viridiplantae; Streptophyta; Zygnematophyceae; Desmidiales; Closteriaceae. The record is from the annotation of a GenBank genome assembly.
CUUUGUUGAUGCCUGCUCUUGCUAAGGAUUGUGGUAGACUGGAAACCUGUGAACGAGCUACGAGCAAUGGAUCCAAGCAUGUCUCUCCCGCAUCUCGAGGCUCCUCGCGAUGUCAUGCGAUUUGGUCUCGGUCAGCUCCGCGACGAAGUGACUGCCGCUCAUCCGGUCGAAGAGAUACAGAGACAGAGACUGAAGGAGCAUGAGGGUCUCGUUGACAUGAACUUGGGGAGGGUCUAUGGGUCAGCCUUCCCUGCGCAGCUGCACAUGGAGCGGCAAAUACUGUCCAAAGUCAAGCGGUUGCCUGGUCUCCCGUCAUCUCAUCUUGGCUUGCAGUCCAUGAUGGGUACUCUUGAUGAGCUCGCAGUGGAAGAUGUGGUCGGUUAUGGAGAUAAGGUGGAAAUUCCCCUUGUGGAUUUGCAUGAGAUGAUGGAAUACAGGCUCGGCCUUGCAGUGGCACCUCCUAGGUCAUGAUAGAGCAGCUUAGAAUGAAUUGAAUGAUCCAUGCAUGUGAUGCUUUGUUGAUAGGCUCUUGUUGAUUUCGGCCUGACAUCGGGGUGUACGCCUGUUUGUCCUCGUUCAUUUUGUGGAAACCGUAAUUACGGCGUCAUGCUCUUAUCGCGUGUCUU